Messenger RNA from Staurois parvus, 123 nucleotides. NCBI's taxonomy places the organism in Eukaryota, Metazoa, Chordata, Amphibia, Anura, Ranidae. The record is from the annotation of a GenBank genome assembly.
AUGACCCGACCAUCGAGGACUCCUACACCAAGCAAUGCGUCAUCGAUGAGCGCGCCGCGCGGGGAGCUGUUCUGGACACGGCGGGGCAGGAGGAGUUCGGGGCCAUGCGGGAGCAGUACAUGA